This is a messenger RNA of Acanthocheilonema viteae, 1572 nucleotides long. Lineage: Eukaryota; Metazoa; Nematoda; Chromadorea; Rhabditida; Onchocercidae. The record is from the annotation of a GenBank genome assembly.
AUGAAAGUAUCGGAAACAAUAAAUUCUAAUUUCAAUGAAACGUUUGAAUCAGAUAGAACAAACAAUAUAACGUUCACUGCUGGGAAUUUGUUCACAGAUACAAAUGUAAAUAAAGAAAAAACGACAACAAUUAGAUCGAUUGGUAUAGAUAUUAUAAAUCUUCCCAAACAUAGGGAUAGCGAACAGCUAACCUAUAAAAAUGGUCUACAGCCCGAUAAAGAUAGGCAGUGGGAUGACAAAUUGAAAUAUGAUGACCAAAAAUCGAAACAGCAAAUCGAAAUGGAAGGUAUUGCAUACAGAACACUAAAGGAAAGAAUACAACAGUUUCUUGUUUGGACUGCUCCUGGCAUUGGGAUGUUUUGUGGAUCAUUCUUUACUUCUUGGUCUCUUCAGUCAUUUGGUGGUCGUCGAUUUUUUGCUGUUAUGAUGCUGAUAUCAGCUGCGGCAACUGCCUUGCUUGCUAUGACACCUCAUAUUAAAUACGGCCGAUAUUUAACAGCUUGUAUGCGAUUUAUCCAAGGUUUGGCCUUUGCCAGUGUUUUUCCAAUGAUCGGUUCAGUGACGGCAAACUGGGGAACUCUCAAACAGCAAUUUCUAUUUUUGAUUUGUUGCACAUCUUUCACUCAGUUGGCACCUUUAAUUAGUUGGCCGAUUUCAUCAUAUAUAUUCAUACGUGAUUAUCGAACACCAUUUCUGGUACAUGCAGCAUUAACCUGCUUACUGGCAUUGAUUUGGCUGAUAAUUUUUCGAGAAAAACCACAGUAUCAUUUUUCAGUAAAUGGACUGGAAUUGAACAAAAUUGUGGCUGGAAAAAUUAAGGCCGAACACAAUCGAAUUUUAGCGAAGAAUCCUUGCCGACUGUUGAUUAUGUCGUUUCCAGUUUGGGCUAUUUGGAUUGGUGCAUGUGGCUAUUUUCUUGUGGUAUCAGUUGUUAUUCAAUUUUUACCCUUUUAUUGCUUGCUGAUUAUUCGCGAAACUCGCACUGAUUCUGCACUAUUGGCUGCCGUACCUUUUUUGUUUAUGUUUAUAAUGACGCAACUUCAUGGGUUAUGGUAUCGUUUAGCGAAGUUUUUUAAUGAGAGGAUGUCAAUAUUGGUCUUCAACACUACCUCUUUUGUUAUUUGUUCACUGAUUUUUAUUUUUCUUGCAAUAUUUCCACCUGGUGGCACAUUUCAUCACAGUGUCGUGGCUGCAUUCACUUUGAUUCUGUGCAUUCUAACAUUUUCUGUUUAUGGGUUUUACCGUAGUGCUGUAUUGGUGGGCCGUUUUUUUGGACAAUUUAUUGUAUCUUAUAUCCGGUUUUUUAUUGGAUUUGCAUUUUUUUUCACAGCUGCUGCUGUUGUUUUCUUUGUGGAAGAAAAUGAUGCUGAUGAAUGGCGAGUGAUCUUUUUGAUGUUAGCAGCCCUCCUCUUAAUUUCUGCUGCGGUAUUUGGAGUAUUUGGAAGUGCGUUGCCCGAAGAAUGGUCGAAGGAUAGCUGGGAUCCGUCAGCUGCACGUCCGAUGAUUACAUUUGACCAAAUCGAUUAUCAUGCAGAUGAAUGCGGCCUUCUAGAAAUGCGAAUUAUAAGAUGA